Molecule: messenger RNA, 4922 nt
Organism: Schistosoma margrebowiei
Lineage: Eukaryota; Metazoa; Platyhelminthes; Trematoda; Strigeidida; Schistosomatidae
Source: the annotation of a GenBank genome assembly
AAUCGGCCUACUGACCUUGGCGGCUAAUUUUGUGUUUGCGUUGCUUAACAUGUCUUAUGAUAUCGAUGACUCUUUAUACAGCCGUCAAAGAUGCGUUCUAGGGGAAAAUGCAAUGAAAAGAAUGUGUAAAUCUAAAGUAUUUUUACAUGGCUUGGGAGGUGUUGGAAUAGAAAUAGCGAAAAAUCUAGUUCUGGCUGGAGUUGGCGAACUUAUAAUUCAGGACCGAUCUUUAUGUUCCAAACAGGAUUUAGGGACUCAAUUUUACGUGGAUGAAUAUAGUGUUAAAGGUUCGAAAACUAGAGCUGAAGCAAGUCUUGAUCGUCUAACGGCUUUAAAUCCCUAUGUUCGUAUUACUUUAGAAACGGGAGAUGUGACGGAUAUUCGUUGCCCUCUUUCUGAACCUGCUAAUAAGAAUAUCUUAAUGCCAUUAGUCGACGAAGGUUUAUCUACGAAAGUCGAUUGUUUGAUACUCACGCAAUGUUCACUUCAAAAAGCUACAUUGUUAGAUCUAUUCUGUAGAGCAUAUGAUAUUAAGUUCAUCUAUACAGAUAUAUAUGGUACAUUUGGAAAUUUAUUUUGUGAUUUUGGCUCUGAUUUUACUGUUUUAACACAAGAUGACGAACCAUGUAGAGAAUUUUUUAUUGGAAAAAUUGAAAAGAUAAACGAUGAGGAAUUAUUGAUUACAGUUCUUGGUGAUCGUCGUCAUCAUUUAGAAAAUAAUGAUGUAAUUCGAUUCACUGAACUUAAAAAUUUACCAGUGCUCAAUGAAAGAGAAUUUCCUAUCCGAGUAAAGUCACCUUCAGAGUUGAUUAUCAAAACGUCUAUAAAAGACACCCAGUUUCCUUAUUCAGAUGGUGGUAUUGUGCUUCAAGUUAAAAAGCCACAAGUAUAUACUUUUGAAACUAUGCUCGAACAACUUAAAUCUCCUAAAUUAAUGUGUGUGGAUUUCAGUGAACCUGAGGAAGGUAACUUGUUACAUUUAACAUACCUAACAUUGAUGAAGUUCAAUGUAGAAACUGGCCGUUAUCCCAAACCAUGGGAUGAAAAUGAUUGGAAUUUAUUUCGUGAUCAAUUGUUCACAUUACAUAAGCUACAAAUGGGAAAUCCAAUUAAAAUUAAUGAAUCGUUAGUAAAACGUUUAACCUUUGCUAGUCAAGGACAAUUAGCACCAUUAUGUGCUGUUUUUGGUGGAAUAGCUGCACAAGAAGCUAUAAAAGCGAUUACAUUUACAUUUACACCAAUUAAUCAAUGGCUGUACAUUCAUUGUGCAUCGAUUGUACCACUUGAAGUCAGUACGAAAUCAAAUGAAUUUCAGAAUUAUUUGUCAAGUCGUUAUGCCGCUUUAAUUCAAUGUAUCGGUGUGUCAAAUCUUCAAAAAAUUCAUAAUCUAAGUGUUUUUAUGGUUGGUUGUGGUGCGAUUGGUUGUGAAUUAUUAAAGAAUUUAGCAUUAUUAGGUGUAGCCACUGCUAGAUCUAAUGAUGAUGAUUUACAUUCAGCGAACAACGUGACUGAUUCUAAUCAACAUCAAUAUUGUUAUCGUCGUCAUCAAUUUGAACAACAAGAAAACAACAAUCAGUUUACAUAUACUACAACACUCGAUACUUCAUUGAUUUCUCAUGCGAAUGUUGAUGGUGGGGAUCAUCAUCAAACGUUGUCACAUUCAGAGGUAGACAGUCAACAACAACACGACAAUUCACCUCAUCCUAAUGAUAAACUCACUAAUAAUUCUGAAACAAUUGUCAAUUCAAUUAUAUCACAUCAAGUUUCUACAUCUCAAAGACAAUCACUAAAAUCUGUAUUAAGUGAAUCAAUCAUUAAUAAUAGAUGCCCAAAUAUUAUUGUCACUGAUCCUGAUCAUAUCGAGAAGUCAAAUUUAAAUCGACAAUUUCUUUUUCAAUCAUGUCAUAUUGGUUUGUCAAAAAGUCAAAUUGCAUGUGAUACUGCUAAGAGAAUUAAUCCGAAUAUAUCAGUAAGAGCAAUGUGUGAUAAAUUUUGGCCAAAUACUGAAAAGACUAUUUUCACUGAUGAAUUUUUAUUACAAGCAACAAAGUGCAGUAAUUACAAACAAGAGAUAACAUCUCCUUCAAUAUUGAAUACUUCUUCAUAUAAACAUGGUAUUGUACUAGCUGCUUUAGAUUGUGUACCAACACGUCGUUAUUUAGAUUCACGUUGUGUAACACUACAUUUACCAUUGAUUGAAUCUGGUACUUUAGGCACUAAAGGUCAUGUUCAAGUAAUUUUACCUGAUAUUACUGAAUCAUAUAAUAGUCAAAUGGAUGAUGAUGUUCAUAAUAACAAUGAUAUAGAUGGUAAUGGAAAUAUUGAUAGUCAAGUGAAUACAAUACCAUAUUGUACAUUGAAAUCAUUUCCAACCUUACCAAUUCAUUGUAUUGAAUGGGCACGUGAAAAAUUUGCUAGUCAAUUCACAUUGAAACCCAUGAAAUUACAAACAUUUUUACAAGCUUGGAAUUUAGAACAAUGUGAAUAUGUGGACAGUUACCAUGGUGAACAAACAUCGAAACAACAAACGCAUCAGUUAAUAUCAGAUUUAACAUUUUUAAUGCAUCUAUGCAAUGAUAUUCCUACCAACUGUACUACUACUACUGAUAAUGAUAAUAGUAGUAGUAGUAAUAAUAAUGUAAUUGUUACAUCAAAGAUGUAUUCUAAUGAUAAAAUUUUAAUGAAAAACUGGAUUGAAAGAAUAAAUUUAUUACAAGAUCAAUUAAAUCCCAAUAUUGGACGAUUUUUAUGCUCACGUCCAUCUACAUGGAAUCAAUGUUUAUAUUUAGCCCGUGAUAAAUUUCAACAUUACUUUAAUCAUAAAGCUCGUCAAUUGUUACAUUCUUUCCCCAUCGAUACAAAAUUAUCAAAUGGAGCACCAUUUUGGCAAUUUCCCAAACGUCCACCUAAAUCGAUUGAAUUUUCCAUAACAGAUCCAUUACAUCAAAUAUUCGUCAUCAGUUAUGCACGUCUUUUAGCUGCUCAAUUGUCGAUCCAAGUACCACAAUCCUGUUUCUCCUCUUCAACUUCUUCAUCGAAUUUCUUUACUCACUUAAAUUAUGGAUCGACUGAACUAGUUAAUUAUCUUCAAGAAGUAUUUAUAAACUAUAUUCCACCAAUGUUUACUCCAUCUAAUAAACACAUUGUUAUUGAUGAGAAUGAAAUGAAGCCACAGCAAACGACCACAUCUACUUCGCCAUCAAAAUUGUCAUUACCUAAAGAUAAUGAUCCUACUAUUACAUCAAUGAAAAAAAUUAUUUUCAAUAAUCCUUCUCUCAAUGAUGGAGAUAAUGAUUUGACAAUAAAAGAAAUUUGUCUAAAUGAAUCAUUUUUAAAAAUGUGUACAAAUAUUUUAGAGAGUUUAAGUAAACCAGAGAAAUUUAAAGGUAUGUCCUAAUUUGUUCUUUUAAUUUCUAUCUGUUUUACAACAAUUUCUUUAAAGUCAAUCAGCUACAACGUAGGAUCAAGCACAUAGAUGCAUCGGUCCAAGUUGCCAUACCUCAUUAGCACUGAAUUCAUAGAAGUAGUUAAUUCAAUGGUGGUAAUGUAUAAAAUGUAUUUUCCAUUAUAGACAGCAGUGGGAUCGACAAUGGUGCUUUUCAGCUUAUUUACGACUCUUCAUUUGAGUGUAGUUGUAUAGGAAUUGAAGUAGUUGAGCGUGUCGACCGCUUCACUUAUCUGAGAAGUCUCAUCAGCCCCUGUGGCCUGGUGUGUGACGAAAUCUCAGCACAGAUACAGAAGGCUCGACUAGCUUUUGCCAACUUGCAUCAUUUAUAGUGAACAUGGAGAGUUCACCUAGGGGAGUUGGAAAACCCUCAUUCCAAACCAAUGGUGCACACGAGCCCUAUUAUCCUGCAGGAACAAAUGGCUACCAUGGAAUUGUAUCUCCUGACAUUGCUCCACUGCCUUGUGGAUCAGACCUUUAGGUCAAAGGCUCCAGGUAUGGCCUCCUAAUAAAACUAUCUGUUUCGGUUUGGGCACCCGGGCAGUAUCACACCCCUCACACAUAUCAAAUGAGAUCUGUGUGGUGCAUAUAUAUUCGGUGCCUCGUUGUACCGAUAUCUAUGUGUUAAAAUAAAUAAAUAAAACACCCAGCUGAUGAGUCUCAAAUAGCAUGAAACGCGCGUCCUGGUUUCCACUGCUAGCCACUAUCCAUCUUUUCUCUAAAAACUUGUGACUUAAGGCUAAAUCAAAGAACUCCGCACUGGAUGCACAUAUACCAAUAAGAGACUGAUCGAUUGCAGUCCUUAAUAACAAUGGGAAGAUACAAAUAAAACACCAAUUGAAUUUAAACUUCAUCCCAUUGCACAAGUGGGUGGCUAUCAGGACUCAGUAGCUAAGUGGAUAACUUGAUGGCGUUUAAGACGAACAGUACUGGGUCCUAGUCCCAGAGUGAACAUCAACUCUGGGAUGCAUAUACAUCCAGCUGAUGAGUCCUAAAUACAACAAAACGCGCGUCAAACUGAAUUCCACUACUAGUCACUGUCUAUCUCUAAUCAUUAAGAUGUUACCAUGUAUAUAUUAUGUAUAAAAUUUGGUCAAAAUUCUUCUAAAAUUCAAUAAUUCAUGCUCAUCAAUUAGUAGUAUCUAUGCCGAAUAAUUCCUAUAGAAAACUUAUUUGUUUUUCUUAUUUAUUUUUAUUGUGAUAAACAAAUUGAAAUACAAAUUUCUUUUCAAACAAAUUAUUAUAAACGAGUAGUGUUUGUUAUAUUUUUGUAUGUGUGUGUGCGUGUUUGUGUAUGUAUGUAUGUGUGUGAAUUCUUAGUUAAAACACAAGAGGAUAUUGUAUCAUCAAAAAGGGGGGGUUGUAAAUACAUAUUACACAUAUGUAGUAUAUACAUACACACAUAUAUGGAUAUGGAUAUAUAGAUAUACAGACAAUUGGUAUGUUUAAACCAUUUUUCCAGAUGACCUAAUGAGAG